AUGUAAGAAGAAUAUUAAGGUUAUGGAAUAGAUUUAGGAGGUAGAUACACUCUGCUCGCUAAAUGCAACUUAUUCUCAGCAGAUGUAGUCCUCAAUGAAGGUUCAAGAGAAACAGAGAAUGUGAUAGUAUUUUAGACACAUGAAAGAUUCUUUGGAAACACAGCAGCACAUUCAUAUAGAUCUAAUAUUCUAAAUUCUGUAAGAGGAUUCCAAAAGGCUCACACAUUUCAGUAUAAAGGGCAAUCGAUCAAAUUGGAACCCGAGUAACAGAUUGGAGCUUUUCUUAGAAAAUUGCUGCGAGAUUGCGAUAGAACAAUUGUUAUCUCUUACCCUGAUUUUUACACCCAAUUCGAUUUGAUCAGACUGUGGAGAGCAAUUCAAAUAAGCAAAGUAAAGGUCAUGGCAGCAAUUCCAGAAAAUAUGGCAAUUAGCACUUAUGUAAAUUAUUGUCAAAAUAAUGUUCUACAAAAAGAAAUGAUGAUAAUUGAUUUUGGACAUUCAAAAUUCACAGCGUUCCUAUUAUCCUAAGAGUAGAUUCUCUGUGAAGUUUUCGAUAGAAAUCUAGGAACAUUCUAGAUGGACAAUUAUUUAGCUGAAUGGAUUAUAAACCAGGCAAAGAUCACCAUAGAUAAAUCAAGUAAAUAUUAUUUGAGAUUGUUGGAUACUUGUGAGAGUAUUAGAAGACGCUUAAGUGCAAAUAAAGAUACCCAUAUUGAUAUUGAGCAACUUAUUCCAGAUGUUGAUUUUACUUGCAAUUUAACAAGGGAAAAUUAUGAGAACAUCAUAUAACCAGUUUUAGAAUAGAUUCAGAGUUUGCUAUUCAAUCUCUAUCAUUAGACCUAAAAUUAUAAUUUUAAUCUCAUAGUAACUUUGGGAGGAGGUUCUAGAAUUCCGAUUAUAUAAUAAUGCAUUAAAACUAUUUUCGAAGGCAAGCAAAUCUAAAGUACCAUACAUGCAACUGAAGCUAUUUGUCAAGGAUGUGCAGUUUCCAAUACAUUAAUUACUCAAAGGAAGGAUCAAUUAAAAAGAGAAUAAUCCAUGCAACAUUAUUUAAAUUUAUUUGAACAUUUCCCUAUCUUUGUAGGAAUCAAACCCUAAGACUAGAAUAACAAUUAAAUGCAUUAGAUCAACUUGAGAGAGUAUUUCGUCCUUAAUGGUGAGUGUCUAAGAUUUAAGCAUUGUUUAAUAAAAUAAUUGGAUUAGUUUAGGCCUUAUGAGAUAUCAUUAUUCUAUGAUCCCCCUCCUAUUGGAUGUUAAGCAUUAAUUAAAACCUUUUUGAUUACUAAUGCGAGGUUAGUUAUGUUUUAUUAUGAUGACUUUGGAGUGAUUCAAAUGUCUGCAGAUAAUAAAAUAGCCAUUCCAAUUUAGGAUUAGAAUGCAGGACUUAUGGAAAUGAUUCAAAUUGAAGAUCAAUUGGAACUAGAUGAUAGCAAUGUUUAACUUACUCACGAUCUUAGAUAUUAGUGCGAAAGAAGAAUUAAUGAAGUCAAGCAAUAGUAUAAAACCAAAAAUUUAAGUGUUCCUUAAUUAAUGAAGGUAGGUGAACUAAUUGAAGAGUCUGAACAAAGGGUUUUGGAUCAGAGUUUAACAGCACAGGAUGUUUAAAAUUUAAUGAAUGAGUUUGAAUUAUAAUAUAAAAAUAUUAUCGCUUGA
Molecule: messenger RNA, 1653 nt
Organism: Paramecium tetraurelia
Lineage: Eukaryota; Ciliophora; Oligohymenophorea; Peniculida; Parameciidae
Exons: 3
Biological process (GO): protein folding
Cellular component (GO): nucleus; cytosol
Molecular function (GO): ATP binding; ATP-dependent protein folding chaperone
Source: RefSeq, a predicted model, not a curated record